Clunio marinus is the source of this 1799-nucleotide messenger RNA. The record is from the annotation of a GenBank genome assembly. Lineage: Eukaryota; Metazoa; Arthropoda; Insecta; Diptera; Chironomidae.
UAUCAGUUUCAUUUCUGCCUUCAAGGAAUCAACAUUAUUUUCAUCAGACGUUAAACAAAACUUUGUGAUCUAGAUGGAUACAACAGUGGGAAAUAUGGAGAUGGGUGAUCCAGUUGUUCAAAAGAAAAACCUCACAUAUGGAAUUGACGAUAAUCCACCUUGGUACUUGUCAUUUUUUAUGGCGAUUCAACAUUAUCUCACUAUGAUUGGAGCGAUUGUUUCAAUUCCUUUCAUCUUAACGCCCGCUUUAUGCAUGGAGGAUGAAAAUCCCGCAAGAGGAACAAUUAUAUGCACAAUGAUUUUUGUGACAGGUUUAGUGACAAUAAUUCAAGCAACUUGGGGAUGUCGAUUGCCAUUGGUUCAAGGCGGCACAAUUUCCUUUCUUGUUCCUACUCUUGCUAUUUUAAGUUUGGAAAAAUGGAGAUGUCCAGAUUCAUCAGUAAUAGCUGCAAUGGAGUUUGAUGAGAAAGAAGAAAUGUGGAAGGAACGAAUGAGAGAAUUAUCAGGUGCAAUUAUGCUCUCGUCAUUAUUUCAAGUGAUUAUUGGUGGCACAGGUUUAGUGGGAAAGUUUGCUGUGAAGAUUAUUACACCACUUACAAUUGUGCCAACUGUUGGAUUAGUUGGAUUAACUUUAUUUGAUCAUGCAGCAGAAACAGCAUCGACAAACUGGGGAAUCGCUGUUGGCACAUCACUUUUAUUGACAUUGUUUUCACAAAUAAUGGUGGAAAUCAAAGUUCCAGUUGUGACAUAUCGAAAGUCAAAAGGUUUUCAAAUCAUUUGGUUUGAACUUUUCAAACUUUUUCCCGUAUUCUUAUCAAUCAUGAUUAUGUGGUUGAUAUGUUUGUUGUUAACGUGGACAAAUGUUUUCCAAGAAGGUGAUCAAGCAAGAACUGAUGUAAGACUUAAAGUGUUGACUGACGCACCAUGGUUCAGAGUUCCUUAUCCCUUUCAAUUUGGUUGGCCAACAUUUACAGUUUCAGCUGUUCUUGGGAUGUUAGCAGGUGUCUUAGCAUGUACUGUCGAGUCAUUAAGUUACUAUCCAUUAGUUGCGAGAAUGUGUGACGCUGCUGCACCACCCGUGCAUGUCAUGAAUCGAGGAAUUCUACUCGAAGGCAUUGGUUGCAUAUUAGCUGGAAUGUGGGGAAGUGGUAAUGGAACGAACACAUUUGGUGAGAAUGUUGGAGCUAUUGGAGUCACAAAAAUAGGUUCAAGACGUGUCAUUCUAUGGGCAUCUGUCAUUAUGAUGAUUCAAGGUGUUUUUGGAAAACUUGGAGCGAUUUUUAUUCUCAUUCCAGAUCCCGUUGUUGGUGGAAUGUUUCUCAUCAUGUUUGGAAUGAUCACUGCAUUUGGAAUCUCUGCCCUUCAAUACGUCGACUUAAAAUCUUCAAGGAAUCUUUACAUUAUUGGCGUUUCAUUAUUUUUCCCACUUGUGCUAUGUCCAUGGAUGCAGAACCACCCUGGAUCAAUUAACACUGGAAUUGAAGUGAUAGACUCGACAUUAUCGGUUCUGCUUGGAACGAGUAUUUUAGUUGGUGGUGCUUUAGGUUGUCUCUUGGAUCACAUUGUGCCUGGAACUGAUGAAGAACGUGGAGUGAUUGCUUGGGCACUAGAAUUGGAAUUGAAAACUGACAGAAGUUCUGUUGAAGCUUCGACAUAUGAUUUCCCAUAUGGAAUGGAUUUAUUAAAAAAAAUCAAAUGGUCUUAUUAUAUUCCGUUCUCACCAACCUAUGGAAUGAAGCGACCUUGAAAACCUUAGAGAUACUUAAAACUAUAAUAAAUAAAUUCGUUUUAGAUCACAA